This is a messenger RNA of Angiostrongylus costaricensis, 4038 nucleotides long. The record is from the annotation of a GenBank genome assembly. NCBI's taxonomy places the organism in Eukaryota, Metazoa, Nematoda, Chromadorea, Rhabditida, Metastrongylidae.
AUGAGGAAUGAAAUUGAAUACCCUCCUAACUGUCUGCCAAUUUCUACUACUUGUGGAACCAGUGAUUUAGUGAAAAGGUUAAAGACUUUGUCGGAAGCCUUACAGGUGUCUGACACUAACGAUGAGUGCAAUCGACAUGAUCGCUACGGCCCACUCAUAUGUCAUCUGGCCAGUGCUUGUUUCCUGGAGAACGGAAACAAAGACGUCCAGAUCUGGCUAGCAUGUUGCUUGGCUGACAUUUUCCGUAUCUUUGCUCCCAACGUUCCCCUUGGAGAUCCUUCCCAACUUAAGGAUGUACUGAUCUUUAUUGUACGAACUUUGAGGGGUCUGGAUUCUCCAUCAAAUCCUUUAUUUCGUCGUUAUUUCUACCUUGUUGAGAAUCUUAGCGUAGUUAGUACUUUGGUGUUAGCCUUGGAGCUACCUCAUGACGAGGCCAAUGAGGUAAUUCGUACAUUGAUUAAAACCGCAAUGGAAAUUGCAAAUGGUAAGGAGUGGAAGAAUGAUAACCGUGAAGCCUCGGAAGAGGGAGGUGCGUCUGAUGAAGGAGAAGAACGAAGCGAAGUUCGGGAUAAGGUCAUCGGGUUUUUGAUUGGGAUAAUAUCCACACUACUCAGAGACGUAGAUCAAGUCUCUGAUGAUAUACUAGAUUUGCUGUUCUUUUACCUUAUCAACCCACAGAAGUUAAACAAUCGUGAGUCCUACAACAUGGCUCGUCAAAUUAUUCAUGUUACUCAGACCUCUCUUGAGGCUGCUAUUCAAUCAGCAGAUGAUGAUCAACAGCGAUUGUUGGCUACCAGAUUUGUUGGAAAGUUAGCUUCUAGCGAAAAAUCCCGUUUAUGUGACGACCAUCCUGAUUUGUGGAAACUCUAUAUGGACAGAUUUAAGGACAGUUCCGCUGAGAUAAGGGAGGCGUGCGCAAAAGACUCUCAUGAAAUACUUCUUCGACAUAGCCAGCUUAGGGGACAAAUCUCAUUGGCACUUGGGAGACUAACACGAGAUCUGGAUGAUCCAGUUCGGCUCACCGCUGUUCUCUGCAUUAUUGAAACUGCGAAGAAGAAAUUAGAAGCUGUCAAUGAAUCACUUAUUUUGGCAUGCUGCGACCGAAUGAAAGACAAAAAGCCUAAAAUACGUCAAGAAGUUAUUGCUAAACUUCUACAUUUAUACUUCAAAGUAGUCAUGGGUGACGAGUAUACAGCCUCCGAAACCGCCGCCGUCACUGUUAUUCCUGAGAAGGCUCUGGCGCUCUAUAUGCUUGCCAGCAUGACAGAGGAGAAGUCAAUGAUUGAACGUUAUUUUUCGUCUUAUAUCAUCCCGUAUAAAAUGGGAAUAAAGAAACGCAUUAAGUCAAUGGUGGACCUUUUCUGUAAGCUGGAUAAAUUCGAAUCUCAGUACGUACCAUUCAUUUUAAUGGUCCGGAACUAUGUUCGUGUAUUGUUCUUCUUAAUGCGUAGAGUAUUUGCUGAAAUAGUGGCGCGGUCAUCAUGCCAUCGUCGCAUUCUACGCGAAAUGUUAGAUAUUAUUUCCCGACAAGGAUCAUCUGAAGAUAAGGCUCAAUUGGAAUCGAAAAUUCAACGCAUCAGUAGUACUUACCAUGAUUCAAAUGGGUUCUCAAUCGCUUUGAAACAUUUCGCAAAUCUUCUGUCAACGGACCAAAAGUGUUUUGAAUAUGGUGAAUAUCUGGUAUCGAAUGAAUACACGACCGCAAAAGUUGAAGAGAUUUGUAAAGAACUCAUACGCCGUUCUGCAGAAGUGGGAACGAUUCCAAAAGAUUGUCAGACAAAUAUUCGUCGUUAUAUAGAAAGAGUCGCUCCACUUAUAAUGGACCAGGAGAGCACUAAUGAAUUGUUGCGAUUGUUAGUCCACUUGAAAAACGAUGCCGAAUGCGGAAAUACCGAUGCCAUUACCAAGUUGCCUAGGUUGUUACGCUUAACGAAGAUCUGGGGCGAGUAUUUUCCUCACAUUUUUACUCGAAUGGAUUGUAUUCAAGGGCUUUUAAGAAUUGUAGCCUCUGAUGAUCCGAACAUAGUGGAGGCUGGAUUGCAAGUGCUUUAUUAUAUAACUCUUCAGUCCACUUUGAAGACAAAAGACCAAGAUUGGAGUAAUGUUGUUCUGUCUGAAGUUUGGAAUGUAAUUACUUGCGAGGAUAAGAACUUUCGUCGAUGUUCCAAGUUAGCCGUUCGCAUCGUAUGUCGCCUGCUUACCAGGGAAGAGUGCGCACUACGGUUCAAUCGCAUUUUUUCGGAUAUAGAGGAGCGUGUGUCAUUGGAUAAUCCUGCUGCAUGCAUAAAUGCACUACAGGUGAUCUCUGAGUUUCACCGUAAUCUGCCUCUUGAAUUCGGCUGUCGUGUAAAAGCCCUGAUUACUGAUUUCAUCGUUCCCGGUCUUGUCCUAAGCCCUGAAACAGAUGAUGGUGCUGCCGAAUCGCUGGAUCCUCUCAUUCCUCUGGAAGAACGACCCGUUUCACAAUACUGCUUGCCAAAGGUGUAUGGAAUGAAAUUGUUGACCCGUUAUCUCUUCGCAUGCAAUGGCGAUGUGGAAAAUGACGCUUUGGCGUCGAAAACGAUUAAAAUGUUUGUAGCAUUUAUACAGGCUGCAGGUGAUUUGCACGAUCCGGACAAACAUAUUUCUUUGACCGAGAAAGCUUGGUUGCGCGCCGUUGCUGGUGUCUCGCUACUCAAACUGUGUUACGUACAGAAAUAUUCACAAAUGAUGGAUGCGGGAAUGUUUGCCACGCUCGCUAAUCUGAUGACUGAUACUGAGGAUUGUGUUCGCAACUACUUUGUUAAGCGAUUAAACAAAGGAAUUAUGAGGAAUAGGUUGACAAUAGAAUAUUUGUCAUUUUUUUCGUUAGUGAAUCUUGUGAACGCAACGGGACUGGAGGAGAAUGCUGUGAAAAAUUAUCGCGAUCAGUGUCGUGCUUUUCUGUUGUCAGCAGUAACUCGACGGCGACAUCUUAUUCAGUCUUCGGGAUUUUCAUCUGCAUAUCUUCCGUAUCAUCAACCAGAGUACACCAUUGCAUACUCAAUAUGGCUGCUUUCACAUCAGCCAUUACUGACGAGUCACUCAGAUUUGGCUAAUAUGGCUGCCCUGCAGGAGUGUUUAUGGUUUAUGAUGGAACCUUUCAUGGCAAAGAAGGAAACCACUGAUUUUGAGUUUAUCCAUCAUUUGCUGCAGUAUAUAAAGGCAACCAGUGAUGCUUUAUUUGAGAACAGAUGCAAAGGCGGAGAAAUCGGUCAGGCUCAAAUCAUUGGGCAAAACAAAAAAAUGUGGGCCUUAGCGGACAUGGGUGUAUUAAUGUUAGUGUACAGAGGAAAGGUAACUAUUCGUAACGAGCCACGAAAACCAGUGCUUUCUGCUCGAUUCUUUGUUCGAAGUAAGAACGCUGAACACUUAGCAAUGGUCUAUGCACCUGAAGAGUUGAUUGAGGACGAAAAACAACGAAAUGGGAAAAUUCCAACACAUGAAAGGCGACGAUUUCUUAGCGCAAACACAAAUACUAGUUUAGCCAAAAGACCAGGCACUAAAAAUAUUGCGGGCGUGAGGAAAGCUGCGGGGAAGGAACUGGAUGAUAGGAACGUCAUCUCAUCUCCAAAGAAUAUUGGUGAUGCUACUGAUGACUUCUUGCCGUCUACAUCGGGAGGACAAGUAGCAGCACGCAGUUUACGUAGUCAUCCGACAGAACAGGUGUUGCGAGAUGCAAAAUCGCCCACUCAACUGAAGACGUUAUUGCGGGGUAGAUCGCAUAACAUACCACUGUCCACUUCAACACCAAUGCAACCAAUAUCAUCUCCUUCAAAAGUGAAAGCAAUCGAUAAAAAAGUUGGUAAACGGAGCCAAACUUUGACAGCGGAUGACCAUGAAAAGCCGAAGGCAAAAAGGAAAGCCGAUGUAGCCAAAGUACGAGAGCGCUCACACAAACCUAACGCACCAAGUAGAUCUGGAGCACUUUCUCGGUCAGAAGCAGCACGAAAGAUGAAAAGGAAGACAUCGUCAGAUCCUGUAAGAGUAAUAAGAACUCGACGCAGCAAGCUCCCGUAA